AUGGAGACCUCAGCGCAGCAGGAGCAGCAGCAGCCCGUGGCGGCCAAGAUCAGAAACCUGCCCUGGGUUGAAAAAUACCGGCCACAGACACUGAACGAUCUGAUUUCUCAUCAGGACAUUUUGAGUACCAUUCAGAAAUUUAUUAGUGAAGACCGCCUGCCGCACCUGCUUCUCUAUGGUCCUCCGGGGACGGGAAAGACCUCCACCAUCCUGGCCUGUGCAAAACAGCUGUACAAAGAUAAGGAAUUUGGCUCCAUGGUCUUGGAGCUGAAUGCUUCAGAUGACCGAGGAAUAGAUAUCGUUCGGGGACCCAUCCUGAGCUUUGCUAGCACAAGGACAAUAUUUAAGAAAGGCUUCAAACUAGUGAUUCUGGAUGAAGCGGACGCCAUGACUCAGGAUGCCCAGAACGCCUUGAGGAGAGUGAUUGAGAAAUUCACGGAAAAUACCAGAUUCUGCCUCAUCUGUAACUACCUGUCAAAGAUCAUCCCCGCCCUGCAGUCCCGGUGUACAAGGUUCCGAUUCGGCCCCCUGACUCCUGAACUCAUGGUCCCCCGCCUGGAACACGUCAUAGAAGAAGAGAAAGUGGACCUGAGUGAGGACGGGAUGAAAGCACUCGUGACCCUUUCCAGCGGAGACAUGCGAAGGGCUCUGAACAUUCUGCAGAGCACCAACAUGGCCUUCGGGAAGGUGACGGAGGAGACGGUCUACACGUGCACCGGGCACCCCCUCAAGUCCGACAUCGCCAACAUUCUGGACUGGAUGUUGAAUCAAGACUUCACCACGGCCUACAGAAAUAUUAUGGAGUUGAAGACGCUGAAGGGGUUGGCGCUCCAUGACAUCCUGACCGAGAUCCACCUGUUCGUGCACAGAGUUGACUUUCCAUCUUCAGUUCGAGUACAUUUAUUGGCCAAAAUGGCAGACAUAGAGUACAGACUCUCUGUAGGCACCAACGAGAAGAUUCAGCUGAGUUCCCUCAUUGCCGCUUUCCAGGUCACCAGGGACCUGAUUGUCACAGAGGCCUGAACACGGGGCCUGUUCGCAGCCAUUCGCGGG
This is a messenger RNA of Lontra canadensis (Northern American river otter), 1053 nucleotides long. RefSeq names its product replication factor C subunit 5 (gene RFC5). The record is from RefSeq and is a predicted model, not a curated record. The transcript has 11 exons. Gene Ontology annotation, biological process: DNA repair; DNA-templated DNA replication. The coding region runs from base 1 to 1023 and encodes 340 amino acids. Gene Ontology annotation, cellular component: nucleus; DNA replication factor C complex. NCBI's taxonomy places the organism in Eukaryota, Metazoa, Chordata, Mammalia, Carnivora, Mustelidae. Gene Ontology annotation, molecular function: ATP binding; DNA binding; DNA clamp loader activity.